This is a messenger RNA of Nothobranchius furzeri (turquoise killifish), 1083 nucleotides long. RefSeq names its product snail family zinc finger 2 (gene snai2). Gene Ontology annotation, molecular function: DNA-binding transcription factor activity, RNA polymerase II-specific; RNA polymerase II cis-regulatory region sequence-specific DNA binding. The record is from RefSeq and is a predicted model, not a curated record. NCBI's taxonomy places the organism in Eukaryota, Metazoa, Chordata, Actinopteri, Cyprinodontiformes, Nothobranchiidae. Gene Ontology annotation, biological process: regulation of DNA-templated transcription.
GCUAACUCGCUGCACUGUUUCCAAGAACGCAGCGACGCACCAUGACGCUCCGCUGGAUUUAAGCAAUAAGGAUUUCCGACUUUACGCAACAAACUCAGAGAUUAUUUGCUGAAGUGAAAGAAAGAAAAAAAAGUUUGCCAAAAGUUGUUCUUUUGUUGUUUUCCACGAUGCCACGGUCAUUUUUGGUCAAGAAGCACAUAAACUCCACAAAGAAGCCAAAUAAUAGUGAGCUGGAAAGCCCGACAGUGUUCAUCACGCCGCACUUCUACAAGGGCCUCCCCUUAUCCGUCAUCCCCCAGCCGGAGAUCCUGAGCCCGGCACCCUACAGCCCCAUCACAGUGUGGACCACCAGCAGCCUGCCGCUGUCCCCGCUGCCCAGCGACCUCUCCCCCAUCUCCGGGUACCCCUCAUCCCUGUCCGACACAUCCUCCAAGGACCACAGCGGCUCAGAAAGCCCGAGGAGCGACGAGGACGAGCAGCUGCUGCCCAAACUGACGGACCCGAACGGAAUAGAGGCGGAAAAGUUUCAAUGUAGUUUGUGCAACAAGUCCUACUCCACGUACUCUGGACUGCUCAAGCACAAACAGCUGCACUGCGACGCUCAAACGAGGAAAUCCUUCAGCUGUAAAUACUGCGAGAAGGAGUAUGUUAGUCUGGGAGCUCUUAAGAUGCACAUCAGGACUCACACUUUGCCUUGUGUUUGCAUAUGCGGGAAGGCUUUCUCCAGACCGUGGCUGCUCCAAGGACACAUCAGGACGCACACGGGUGAGAAGCCGUUCUCCUGCCCUCACUGCAACAGAGCGUUUGCGGACAGGUCUAAUCUCAGGGCCCACCUACAGACCCAUUCGGAUGUGAAAAAAUACCAGUGCAAGAACUGCUCCAAAACCUUCUCCAGGAUGUCUCUUCUACACAAGCAUGAGGAAUCUGGCUGUUGUGCAGCACACUGAACUGAACCGAACUGAACUGAACUGAACUGAACUGGGAUAUGAUCCUUCACCAGAACACCCCUUCCUCCAACUCCCCACUCUGCUUAUUCCUUUUUACUUUUCAAGUCCAGGAAAGUGUCAGGGAGUCACGCCGAUG